AUGCAACAGAUCGGCUACCGGAUACUGAACGACAUUGUUUGGGAAAAACCUGCACCGGCUCCGAACCUUGGCUGCCGUUGCUUUACCCAUUCCACAGAGAUUCUGCUCUGGGCAACGAAGGCUACGAAGGGCAGCCGGGAACGGCAUAUCUUUAACUACGAAACCAUGAAGGCGGAGAACGGCGGCAAGCAGAUGAAGAAUGUCUGGCGUAUCCCGCCACCCGGCAAGGAAGAGAAGCGGCUCGGUAAGCACCCAACGCAAAAGCCGCUGGCGCUCAUUGCUCGAUGUCUGCGUGCGGCCACCAAUGAGGAGGACUUGGUCGUGGAUCCGUUCUCGGGAUCCGGAUCCACUGGGAUCGCUGCGUUGACGUUGGGGCGCCGUUUCGUCGGCUUUGAACAAGACGAGGGCUACGCUAUGCUCGCCGCGCGGAAGCUGAAUAGAGUUAUUAGGUCCCAGAUUCCCGUCGUAGACGGACCGGCCCAAGGGUCGCCUAGCCUCUUUGAUCACGCGUAG
Molecule: messenger RNA, 513 nt
Organism: Geodia barretti
Lineage: Eukaryota; Metazoa; Porifera; Demospongiae; Tetractinellida; Geodiidae
Source: the annotation of a GenBank genome assembly